Molecule: messenger RNA, 486 nt
Organism: Ilyonectria robusta
Lineage: Eukaryota; Fungi; Ascomycota; Sordariomycetes; Hypocreales; Nectriaceae
Exons: 1
Coding region: 1-486 (161 amino acids)
Source: RefSeq, a predicted model, not a curated record
AUGGCGGGUGCUGGGAAGCCAACAACAGACGUGGAGGCUCAACUCGUCUCUCGCACCGACGGAGAAAAUGUCCCCUUGAAGGAGGAGGCUAGCACGAGGCGAAAUACUGUUUCUAAGAGGCAACAGCCGUCCAGCUUGGCUUGUUCUCAAAGCAGCACGAUGAUCCGUGGCCGAGGCAUAUCCGAAAACGUCCAAGAGGCGCAUCCUGACUAUGCUGCUCAUGCCAGGAAAGUGAACCGACGGCUCUUUGGUCUACUGAGGAAAGACGUACGGCGUCGGGUAGAAGAGGAGAACGCAGCCCAUCAUCAGGGCGACCUUGUGCGACACGGCGUCUCAGUCAGAGAUUUUGCUCCGUCUGCUGGUGACGCAGCCGAGGAUCAGGGAGAUGAUGAAUCCAGGAUGCCAGGCAGCGAAGGGCUAGCAGAAGGUGUGGAACAGAGGGACGGCAUUGAUGAGGAAGCUGUCGAAGCCCCUGAGAAGCCGUAG